This is a messenger RNA of Culicoides brevitarsis, 1030 nucleotides long. RefSeq names its product smad nuclear-interacting protein 1-like. The coding region runs from base 102 to 980 and encodes 292 amino acids. Gene Ontology annotation, biological process: miRNA processing. The record is from RefSeq and is a predicted model, not a curated record. The transcript is spliced from 2 exons. NCBI's taxonomy places the organism in Eukaryota, Metazoa, Arthropoda, Insecta, Diptera, Ceratopogonidae. Gene Ontology annotation, cellular component: nucleus. Gene Ontology annotation, molecular function: protein binding; mRNA binding.
GUCAACGUUCUGUCAAGUUUUCGAAAAAAAAAGUUUCCUGUAAACAAAACAAAAACGUUUGAAGACAUUUUGGAGCAUUUUUACGGGAAAAUUUACGAAAAAUGGGCAAACAUCGACAUCGUUCACGCUCCCCGGAAGACCAUCGAGACUCGAGAAGUCACCAAAGUCGAAAAUAUAAACGAGAACGUUCGCAUUCGAGAUCUCCGGAAAGGCGCCACAGACGAGAUGAAGUAAAAUCUUCAAAAUGGGACGACUCGCCCGACAGAAAUCGCAAUCGAGAUCAUCGAAGGCAUGAGCCUUCUGGAUCCCGCAAUUAUGACAGAGAUCGUGAAGCAAAUCGCGAUCGGAAGAUGGAUCAUCACCGGAGACGCAGAAGAAACGACGACGAUGACGGCAACUAUGAAUGGGGAAAACGCGACGACCGCCAAAAAGAUGAAUCUCCCGAAAAGGAAAAGGAAAAACCCAAUUUUGGCUUAUCGGGAAAGCUCGCCGAAGACACGAACAAAGUUAAUGGCGUUGUUAUUAAAUACGCAGAGCCGCCAGAAGCGCGAAUUCCGAAGAAACGUUGGCGACUUUAUCCGUUCAAAGGGGAACAAUCGCUGCCCACGUUGUACAUUCAUCGCCAAAGUUGCUACUUAAUUGGACGAGAUCGCAAAAUUUGUGACAUUCCCGUGGAUCAUCCGUCGUGUUCGAAGCAACAUGCCGCAUUGCAAUACAGAUUAAUGCCGUAUGAGAGAAAUGAUGGCACUGAAGGUAAACGCGUUAUUCCGUACAUCAUCGAUUUGGAGUCAGCGAACGGCACUUUUUUGAAUAACAAGCCAAUUGAGGCGAAGAAAUAUCACCAACUGAUGGAAAAAGAUGUCCUCAAAUUCGGUUUCAGUACACGGGAGUACGUAAUUUUGACGGAAAAUGCAAAAGAUGAUGAGGAUGACUUUGCUGCCGGGUCUCCGGGGGUCGAAGUGAAACAGGAACGGGACUAAAAUAGGUUUCAAAAUUUAAUUUUUUCGUUCGUAGACAAUAAAAAUGCUCA